Molecule: messenger RNA, 801 nt
Organism: Diplodia corticola
Lineage: Eukaryota; Fungi; Ascomycota; Dothideomycetes; Botryosphaeriales; Botryosphaeriaceae
Product: nad dependent epimerase dehydratase family protein
Exons: 2
Coding region: 1-801 (266 amino acids)
Source: RefSeq, a predicted model, not a curated record
AUGUCCCAGCACAUCCUUCUGAUUGGCGGCCAUGGCAAGGUCGCGCAGUUCAUGACGCCGAUUCUGCUCUCGCGCUCGUACGCCGUCACGUCGAUGAUCCGCGACCCGGCGCAGUCGGCCACCAUCAACAAGUUGGGCGAGGGCCAGCCGGGCAAGCUAAACGUGCUGGUGAGCAGCGUCGAGGACGUGAAGAGCGAGCAAGAUGCAAGGAAAAUUCUGGACGAGGUGAAGCCGAGUUGGGUCAUCUGGAGUGCAGGCGCGGGUGGAAAAGGUGGGGCGGACCGUACGUACGCGGUUGACCGCGACGCAGCCAAAGCCUUCAUCAAGGCGUCGACGGCGUCGGCCAGCGUCUCGGCCUUCCUGAUGGUGUCGUACCUGGCAUCGCGACGCACCAAGCCGACGUGGUGGAGCGACGCCGAGUGGGCUAGCGCAACGAAGCUCAACACGGAGAUUCUGCCGGACUACGCCAAUGCCAAGAUAGCCGCGGACGAGUACCUGGCGGCGAUGACGAAGAGGCGGGGCGGCGACUUUCGGGGCAUCUGCCUGCGGCCGGGCACGCUGACGGAUGAGCGGGCGGGUGGCGUGGAGCUGGGGAAGACGGGGGGGAGCGGUGGGAAGGUGAGCAGGGAGGCAGUGGCCCAGGCGGCAGUGGAGGUGCUUGGCAGCGGGUACAAGGGCGGCUGGCUGGAUCUUCUGGACGGGAAGGAGGAUGUGAGCAAGGCGGCGGAGAGGGUGACCAAGGAGGGAGUGGAUGUGUUUGAGGGCGAGGAUGUUGAGCGGAUCCAUGCGUUGGCGGACUGA